Messenger RNA from Aspergillus mulundensis, 1413 nucleotides. RefSeq lists its product as uncharacterized. The coding region runs from base 1 to 1413 and encodes 470 amino acids. The transcript is spliced from 3 exons. The record is from RefSeq and is a predicted model, not a curated record. Lineage: Eukaryota; Fungi; Ascomycota; Eurotiomycetes; Eurotiales; Aspergillaceae.
AUGCCUCGGACUCUUCCCUGGCUCACCUGUGGAGGUAAGGUGAAGCGUGAGCCGGACCUACCAGCUCCAGCGAUAAAGCGCACAUCAACUCCGCGCGUGAAAGAUGAAACGCCAACGAAGAAGGUGCUUCUUACUCCUAAGAAAAACUUCCUCAGGUCGUCUCCCAGUCCACCCUCCUCACCGAUCCAUCGAUGCCCAUCCGAAGAAUUCCUCCGCGAAGGCCUGGACGAGGAUGACCUCUAUAUAAUGGUCGAAGACGAAUUCUAUACCGUCGCGCAAACCUUCACGCAACACCUACACUACGCCGAAUACGUCCGUCGCAAAAAAGAAGCGAAACUUCAAAAUGCAGAUACAAUAGCAGACAUUGCAAGACCAACUGAUGGAGUCACCCGGAUGAGCGCGGAACUCACGAAGAAAAUCGCUGCAGAGGAGCUCAAGGCACAGCAAGAUAACGCGCUGGAUGCGGCUCUGGGAAAUCAACCGGCCCGCGAUCAAGACGCAGGGGACGAUCCGGAGACAGAGGCCUCGUGGGCUGGGACGCAUUUACAAAACCUUUUGCUUAGUCCGAGGAGGGUGAGGUCGUUAGCUGCGCUGCGAAAGGUUAGGUCUUCGACGAGGGCAGCGGCGGGGUUCUCGCAGUCUUCUGGAUUGGGAACUGAUAGUGGGUUGGGUAAUUCUAUUGGUGACGAGGUGCCUGUUGAGAAUCGACAGGGGAAGAAGGUGCCUGAUCCUGCAGAUAAGAAUACAGAUGACGACGACGAUGAUGAUCUUGAUGCUGGAAUGGACCAGGGUAGUCCAACGGUUGCGAGAAAGAGCAACAUCUCAACGGGCUCGGAACCAAUCCGGCACACACCUUCCGCGAUGCAACAUUCAAAACCGAUCGGCCAUUCGAGCAAAAGGAGUCUUGAUUUUAGCGAGCGUCAGUCGUUGCCGACUACGAAAACAAGUAAGCCACCGGGCCCGGAGCCGCUGCGUCGCUCUGCCUCAUCGCACGCUAGCGAGAAUCAGGCGUCUGAAGUCAAGGAACAGAUAAAAAGGGAGAAGAAUAUUCCUUCAGGUACCAUGCAGGCUAGAAAAAGGUUUGUAUUUGAUGACUCCGACGAGCAUUUUUCUUCAAACUCUGGCUCGCUGCGUCGCUCUUCUUCGUUGCUUCCAACUAGCGAAAGUCGCCUGGUUGGGAUGAAGAAGGAACUGCAACCUACGAAAUCAAAGGGCGCCCUCUCAAACACUGCGCAGGGUAAACGGAGACUGGUAUUCGAUGACUUCGACGAUUUUCCGGAGCCGCGCAAACCUAGUAUACAAACUGAAAGACAACGCCCUCUAUAUUCCAACACUAAACAGGAAAAGCUCAAGGAGACGGAAACGGCGUCGAAGAAGUCACGACUCAAUGAAGUACCAACGUUCCUGCUUUGA